AUGUCGGCAACAACACCUCAGACCAAGGACGCGACUCCUACAAACGGAGACUAUCGAGCUUCGGGCACAACAGCUGGUCGCAGUGAUAAUCCUCUAGUCCACGUCGAACCACCACGGAGAGAAGAUCUUCAACCAAGCUAUGCCCAGGUGCUACAAGGUGACGAUACUGCCGCGCAUGGAUGGUAUGGAUCCAUGAUCAACAUGUUGGGCUCUUGCAUUGGAAAUCUAGGAGCUAUUCCAUGUUGUAUCGUCUGCCCUAAUCCAUACAAAAACGUCGCGCAAGGAAACGUUGGUCUGGUCACCAAGUUCGGUCGGUUCUAUCGUGCUGUCGAUCCUGGACUGGUCAAGAUCAAUCCUCUAAGUGAAAGACUUACCCAAGUCGAUGUUAAGAUUCAGAUCGUUGAGGUUCCACAGCAAGUUUGCAUGACCAAGGACAAUGUUACGCUCCAUCUUACCUCGGUCAUCUACUACCACAUCACUUCGCCACACAAGGCAGCCUUUGGAAUCUCCAAUGUUCGACAGGCAUUGGUUGAGCGAACUCAAACCACACUGCGUCAUGUAGUUGGUGCACGAGUUCUCCAAGAUGUCAUCGAACGCCGAGAGGAGGUAGCUCAGUCCAUCGGAGAGAUUAUCGAAGAAGUUGCGAUGGGAUGGGGUGUAAAGGUCGAAAGCAUGCUCAUGAAGGAUAUCAUUUUCAGCAACGAGCUCCAAGACUCCCUCUCCAUGGCCGCACAAUCCAAGCGUAUCGGAGAGUCCAAGGUCAUUGCCGCCCGUGCAGAAGUUGAAUCUGCCAAACUUAUGAGACAAGCUGCCGAUAUUCUUUCCAGCGCCCCAGCCAUGCAAAUCAGAUAUCUCGAGGCAAUGCAAGCGAUGGCCAAGUCAGCAAACAGCAAAGUCAUCUUCCUUCCCGGAGCUCCAUCGCUAGGUCAAUCAAUGGAUAUCGCGAACAAACUUGGCGAAGGACCAAGCUCGCAUGGAGAGCCCACAGCGGCACAGAACUAUGACAGAGACUUUGGAGGUAGUACUGGUUCCGGUUCCGGUUUCCAGCAGGCUAUGAACGCCCGCGUCGUCGAGACUAUCUAG
This is a messenger RNA of Glarea lozoyensis ATCC 20868, 1083 nucleotides long. RefSeq names its product Band 7/SPFH. Lineage: Eukaryota; Fungi; Ascomycota; Leotiomycetes; Helotiales; Helotiaceae. Gene Ontology annotation, cellular component: plasma membrane. The coding region runs from base 1 to 1083 and encodes 360 amino acids. The record is from RefSeq and is a predicted model, not a curated record. The transcript has 3 exons.